This is a messenger RNA of Fraxinus pennsylvanica, 1236 nucleotides long. The record is from the annotation of a GenBank genome assembly. NCBI's taxonomy places the organism in Eukaryota, Viridiplantae, Streptophyta, Magnoliopsida, Lamiales, Oleaceae.
AUGCAACCAUAUAUGGAAGAAACAGCUGAUAGCCUCGACAACACUCAUAGCUUCGCCUCGUCCAUCACGACCAAUGCCUCGUCCGCCUCGACCGUUGUGCCGAGCAUGCAUCAUGCAACACUUGAUGACUUCACCGUCAUUCAGAAGCUUGGGAGUGGUGACAUAGGCACUGUGUAUCUUGUGGAGGUUAAAGGGUCUAAAGGGUGCAUGUUUGCAGCCAAGGUUAUGGACAAAGAGGAGUUGGCAUAUAGGAAUAAGGAGAGUAGGGCAGGGAUAGAGAGGGAAAUACUUGAAAUGUUGGACCAUCCAUUUUUGCCCUCACUCUAUACAAUAUUGGAUUGUCCUAGGCGGUCUUGUUUGUUGACCGAGUAUUGUCCCGGCGGUGACCUUCACGUUCUCCGGCAACGACAGCCUGGAAAAAGGUUUGAUGAAGCUGCCGUCCGGUUCUAUGCAUCUGAAGUGUUGGCUGCUCUAGAAUAUCUACACAUGUUGGGGAUAAUUUACCGUGAUUUGAAGCCCGAAAACAUUUUAGUAAGGUCAGAUGGUCAUAUAAUGUUGACAGACUUUGAUCUCUCGUUGAAGUGUGAUAACUCUACGGCAACGGCAAAACUUAUAUAUGACCAUCCCCCAUCUAAAACUUAUCAGCCACGUCAUCAAAGAACGGAUCAAUCAAUUCGAUUCUCAAUGAAAUCACGCAUUCUACCAAGUUGCAUCGUGCCACGGAAUUCCUGCUUUUGUGGAAGGAAGAAGAGGUCAGGAUACAAUGGAAACCUAAAGAUAGUAGCAGAGCCCAUUGAUGCUCGAUCAAUGUCCUUCGUAGGGACCCAUGAGUACUUGGCCCCAGAAAUUGUGACAGGAGAAGGUCACGGCAAUGCAGUGGAUUGGUGGACGUUAGGGAUCUUUAUAUACGAACUUCUAUAUGGUAUGACACCUUUUAAAGGGGCUGACAACGAGUUCACCCUAGCUAACAUUGUGGCUCGGGGGCUCGAAUACCCCAAGGAGCCAGUGGUAGCACCCUCAGCUAAGGAUUUGAUAAGCCAACUCUUGAACAAGGAUCCCACCAGGAGAAUGGGAUCUAUGAUGGGAGCUGUAGCAAUCAAGAACCACCCCUUCUUUCAUGGGGUGAAUUGGGCACUUUUGAGACGUACAAAACCUCCAUAUAUUCCCCAACCCUUCAAUUUUAGGGAUAUUGUUUCAUCUAUUGAUAAUUGCGAUGUUAAUGUAGAAUAUUAUUAG